AUGGCUAAACGCACAAAGUCAAAGAAUCCACGCGAAUCCCCCGGGCAAACUGAAGAUUUGGAAAUUACCGAUAAUCCCUACGAUCUGAAUGAACAAUUGCCGUUGCAGGAUGAAGAACCCGAUUCUCCCGAUCAUUUAGGAACUACACGCCAUCUGCGCCAGGACGAGGGCUCGUACAGUCUGCACCUGCAGCUGCAACAGCGAGCCGAGUCGUGGUCGCAGGCGGGGAUCGUGACGAUCGUGUUUUGCUCAGACGACCAUUGGCCGUACGCCUCGCUGAAGAAGAACGCCUCGCGGAUGUCGGUCCUGACCGUCAAGGACCUCACCAAGCAGGAGGCCGUCCGCGCCAUCCGCACCGAGCGCAUGAAGCUCUGGCGCGAAGCCCGGCCCCCCAACGAUCCCGAGAUCGAAGCUCUGUGGGCGCUCGUCGGCGGCCGGAUCGCUCAUUUGAGUGGCUGCAUGAAACAUAAGGAUAUGCUUCACGCUGCUAAGCUUAUCAUCGAGAGGGAAAAACAAUGGCUGCUAUCUCGGAUCGGCUUGAUUGUGGACUGUGACGAUGACGUCAUGGAUGAACAGAAAUGGGCGUCCGCAUCCUUUCUACUGAUGCAGGCCUUGGUCAAGAAUGCCGAAGAAACCGCUGCAUCGCAGCCCGGCUCUGUAAACCACUCGCACUAUCCGAAGGGCAUACUCGGUGGCCCGGCAGGUGAUGACCACGAAGAUAUGAUCUCUAUCGACACUGAUUAUCAGUAA
This is a messenger RNA of Puccinia triticina, 750 nucleotides long. RefSeq lists its product as uncharacterized. The coding region runs from base 1 to 750 and encodes 249 amino acids. The transcript has 6 exons. Lineage: Eukaryota; Fungi; Basidiomycota; Pucciniomycetes; Pucciniales; Pucciniaceae. The record is from RefSeq and is a predicted model, not a curated record.